This is a messenger RNA of Heterotrigona itama, 1269 nucleotides long. NCBI's taxonomy places the organism in Eukaryota, Metazoa, Arthropoda, Insecta, Hymenoptera, Apidae. The record is from the annotation of a GenBank genome assembly.
AUGGAGCCGGGCACAAACCGAAAGGGAACGAAGGAGAAAGGGGCCGAACAAGAGGACAGGGACGGAGAUCCCCGUUCCCAGGAUCCAGGGUGAGACGGUUAUAACCCAUUCACACACAGCGGCUCCGUGGAGAUCAAUACUCGUGACGGCGAGACACAGCGUAACAACCCCACGCCGCCUACCCUUCGAGAAUGCCAGCCGCCACGCAGCCGAUGGAAAAGGUACUGGCCUAUUACGACACAGCUGAUCACCAUUACACAAACGGCGACCGCAGAUAAUUAUUUUGAAAAAUGUGCGUUCCCUUGGCUUUCGCUUAACUCGACCACUGGGGCCACUUUAGAACCACGUCGUAACCGUAAAACACGAUGGAUGGAAGAGCAACUGUUAACUGACACCCUGCUCCGAGAAUUGAUUAAUCAAAUGGGAAAUGAACUGGCAGAUACAGUAGAUUCAUAUUUGGAAUAUCAAGACAAACCGAAAGAAAUCCCUAUUGAAUUACCCGCUGAUUAUGAUGGUAUGGACACUUUGAAUCCUAAUCCUAGCAUACGUGAUCAGGAGUAUUUGCAACAUAGCACAUUGUGGAGUCACCAACGUAUUAACAGUAACGACAAGACAAACGACAGGCAAAAAAUUAAACCUGGAAGCAUAAAGAAUAUCAAGGAUGAGAAGGAAAAUGCUUUGCCUGCGUAUUGCACACCACCGAAUCCUUGUCCGGUUGGAUAUACGAGCGAAAACAAUUGUAUCGUGAAUUUCGAAAAUACAGCGGCAUUCAGCAGGGAUUAUCAGAGUGCACAAGAUUGCAUGUGUGACACGGAACACAUGCUGGAUUGUUCGGUCGACUCCACAAACAGCAAUCUACCGAGCAUGCACAUUUCAAACUCCAAUUUCAACCAAAUCGUCGAUCAAUUCCAAGCUGAAGAAAAUCCGUUCUUCCGAGGUGAAAAAUUACCGAUCGCGGCGAAGAAAGGUCUAAACGUCGUCUAUUAAAAUAUUGGGUAUAUUUUGCUGGAAACUAUUAAGAUAUAUAUCGUUUGUGAAAUUUUACAGCAUUUUAACGUAUAUUAAAAAACAUCCUCAGUCCAAUAUGUGAUUCAGUAAAAAAAAAAAAGAAAAGAACAUGAAGUAGAAAUGAAUUUAUAACUAAAAAAAAUUUUCAUAAUUCCCUUUCAUAAACCUGGUGCUAAAUAAAAUUACAUAUAUAAAUAUUUUAAUAUCAUAUUACUAAUUAUGAUGCAAAGUAACGAUUUUAAAUCAAUGUACAUAUACCAA